Archocentrus centrarchus (flier cichlid) is the source of this 942-nucleotide messenger RNA. Its product is annotated as olfactory receptor 142-like. Gene Ontology annotation, biological process: detection of chemical stimulus involved in sensory perception of smell; G protein-coupled receptor signaling pathway. Gene Ontology annotation, cellular component: membrane. Lineage: Eukaryota; Metazoa; Chordata; Actinopteri; Cichliformes; Cichlidae. The transcript has a single exon. Gene Ontology annotation, molecular function: odorant binding; olfactory receptor activity; G protein-coupled receptor activity. Bases 1 to 942 code for a protein of 313 amino acids. The record is from RefSeq and is a predicted model, not a curated record.
AUGAAAAACUCUACACAGUUUUCAUAUUUCACUCUUGGUGCCUACUUUGAGGCUGGAGCUUUCAAGUAUGUAUAUUUUCUCAUUAUUAUGUUAUAUAUUUCUAUUAUUAGUUCCAAUGUCUUGCUGAUUGUGGUUAUCUGUGUGAACAGAAGCUUACAUGAACCUAUGUACAUGUUUCUGUGCAGCCUGUUUGUAAAUGAGCUGUAUGGUAGUACAGGGCUGUUUCCAUUCCUUCUGAUUCAGAUCCUCUCUGAUGUUCACACUGUUUCUGCUCCUCUGUGUUUCCUGCAGAUUUUUUGUGUGUACUCUUAUGCAAGUGUGGAGUUUUUAAACCUGGCCGUCAUGUCUUAUGACAGAUAUCUUGCCAUCUGCUGUCCUCUUCAGUAUCAUACACGUAUGACUUCUAGAAAGAUUGUCAUGAUCAUUGCUCUAACGUGGUUGUACCCUUUUCUUGGAGUAAAUGUUUUGAUUUCUUUGAGUGUUCCUCUGCAGCUGUGUGGGAACAUCAUUAACAAAGUGUACUGUGACAACUACUCCAUUGUUAAACUGGCCUGUUCAGACACCACAGUCAACAACAUCUGUGGAAUUGUUUACACUUUCACAGGAGUUCUUCUUGUAAUUUUAAUUCUUUAUUCUUACAUGAGGAUCCUUAAAGUGUGUUUUUCUGGAUCCAAACAGACCCGACAGAAAGCCGUCAGUACCUGCACACCUCACCUUGCUUCUCUGCUCAACUUCUCCUGCGGUGCCUUCUUUGAAAUUAUACAAAACAGAUUUGAUAUGAGACACGUCCCAAAUAUGUUGCGUAUUUUUUUAUCAUUAUAUUGGCUCACGUGCCAACCACUCUUCAGUCCUGUAAUCUAUGGACUGACUCUGACCAAAAUCCGAACUGUGUGUAAAAGUGUCAUUGGUAAAAUCCAUCUUUUUACACUUUGUCACAACUGA